This is a messenger RNA of Acaromyces ingoldii, 4155 nucleotides long. RefSeq lists its product as hypothetical. Gene Ontology annotation, cellular component: nucleus; cytosol. Bases 1 to 4155 code for a protein of 1384 amino acids. Gene Ontology annotation, molecular function: carbohydrate binding; peptide-N4-(N-acetyl-beta-glucosaminyl)asparagine amidase activity. Gene Ontology annotation, biological process: carbohydrate metabolic process; protein quality control for misfolded or incompletely synthesized proteins; glycoprotein catabolic process. NCBI's taxonomy places the organism in Eukaryota, Fungi, Basidiomycota, Exobasidiomycetes, Exobasidiales, Cryptobasidiaceae. The record is from RefSeq and is a predicted model, not a curated record. The transcript is spliced from 2 exons.
AUGAGCCCGCGCUUUGACCUCGUCGCUGUGCUGGCGGUGCUGGUGGCCCGCGCUGCUGUGGUGAGCGCCAUCGAUGACCCAGCCCAGUACGUCGAUCAGUUCAUUGGAACGACAAACGGAGGCCAUGUCUUUGCUGGUGCCAAUACGCCCUUUGGAGCAGUCAAGGCCGUGGCCGACACGUCCGGUGGCGACAACACCGGUGGUUUCAGCGGUUUCGACUCGCCCAUCUUUGGCAUCAGCCAGACCCAUGAUGAUGGAACCGGAGGCUCAGCCAGCCUGGGCCACUUUGAGCUCCUGCCUCAGUACUGCUCCUUUGACGAUACCCUCACAAACGGACCGGCGGCUUGCGGCCUCGUGCAGGCCACGCGCGUCAUUGGACAGAAGAAGGGCACAGCCAUUGCGUCGCCUGGCUUCUUCAGCCUCGGACUCACCAACGAUGUCGAUACCAAAGUGACGUCGACGGACCACGUCGCGCUGCACGCGUUCACCUACACGGACCAGCAGCUAGCCAAUGCAACGUCUUCGCAGUCGCAGUCUGGAGCGCAAAGGAUCAAGUACGCGAAGCUGGGAGUCGAGUCGAUCGAUCCCAGCAAGGCCUUCUCGCAGGACCGUGACAGCGAUGAUGUACUUGGUGGCCUCAUGAAGGACCUCGAUCAGCGUCUAGGCCUGCCCACGCGCCGUGACGUACAGCAGGAGGAGGGGUCGCAGUCUGAGAAGAGGCACACCGACAAGCGUUCAGCAGCUGGUGGCCUGCAACAGAGACAGACGGCCAACAGCACCUCUGCCAACUCGCCCGUACUCCUCCUCGACCUGACCAACGACCUGCCACACACCUACCAAGGCCUGGGUUCGCUUUCUAUCGCCAUUGGCCAGGACAAUACAGCCACCUUCAAGGGCACGGGCACCUUCCAGCCAUCCUUUGGCACGGGCACCUACCAGGUGCAUAUGUGCGCCUCUGUGCCUUAUGUCAAGCGCGCCGGCAUCUAUUCGAACAGCACUCUUGAUGCGAGCAAGCUCAGCGUAGACAACCCUGCCCAGUACACGGAGACGGGCGCACUUGUGGAGCUGGAUGCCGCCUCAAUCAAGGCGAACAACAACACGCUCCCCGUCCGCAUCGCGAUCAGCUGGUCGAGCCAGGACAAGGCGUGCCAGUUCCUUAGCGCCGAGAUCCCCGACAGCAGCUGGACCAGCUCGGCCACUUUUGACGCAGUCCACCAGGCCAGUCGAAGCCGCUGGAACGACGUGCUCGGAUCAACGUUCAAGCCAGUCCUCGAUGGCGUAUCAGACGAUCAGAAAAAGAGCUUCUACUCGGCACUCUAUCGCGCCCACCUCGCACCGUACAACAUCACUGGCGACAAUGGCGCAUUCGAGACGACGGAACCGACCUAUGACUCCUACUACUGCAUCUGGGAUUCGUUCAGGACGACGUCGCCCCUCCUGGCCCUCCUCAAUCCUCAAGUGCUCUCCGAGCAGGUUCGAUCGCUCAUUGAUGUCUACCGUCACCAAGGUUGGAUGCCCGACUGCAGAAUGUCGAUCAGCAAAGGCUUCACACAGGGCGGCUCAAACGCAGACACUCUUCUCGCCGACGCCUACGUCAAGGGACUUAAUCAAGGCUUUGGCAUCAACUGGGUCGAUGGGCUCAACGCCAUGAUCAAGGAUGCAGAAGAAUCACCUCCAGACUGGGGCGUCGAGGGUAGAGGAGGCAUCGAGGCUCGAAAGGAGCUUGGCUACGUCCCACAGGACGGCAAGGGUAACGACCCGCCCGGACCCAACGUCAUCAAUGGCCGCAGUGGCUCGCGCACCGUCGAGUAUUCGUACAACGACUUUAGCAUCGCCCUCGUCGCUGCUGGUGAAGGUAAGAAAGACGUCUACACCGACUUCAUCAAGCGGUCUGGCGACGUCUUCAACCUCUGGAACCCGAACCGAACUGUUGAUGGCUUUGCUGGCGUCCUCGACUCGCGCUACACCAACGGCUCCUUCUCCUAUCUCGAGGACCCUCGGAAAUGCAGCCCUGCGUAUCAGUUCGGCCAGUGCUACCUCACGCUGCAGGACUCUGACGCGCAAUUCUACGAGGCGUCGGCCAUCGAGUACUCUUUCCUCGUGCCUCACGACAUGCAUCGCAUGAUUGGGCUCAUGGGUGGCGAUGAUCAGUUUAUCAAGCGGCUCGACAAUGCGUGGGACAAGCAGUACAACGACAUUGGCGAUGAGCAGGGCUUCCUGCCAAACUAUCUCUACAAUUAUGCCCUCAAUGGCUACUCCAAGACUGUGGACCGGGCCCUCUAUACCCUGCGCAAGUAUUUCACGACGGCCACUAACGGUGUGCCCAACAAUGACGACUCGGGAGCGAUGGGCGGCUUUGUCGUCUACACGAGCCUGGGCCUCUUUCCCGUCGCCGGGCAGUCCGUGUACCUGCUCGCCACGCCCCUCUUCCCAUCGUACCAGGUGGUCUCCCAGGUCACGGGCAAGACGGCCACGGUGAAGGCCAACAACUGGGACGGCGCACAGACAAACAAGUACAUCCAGUCUGCCACAUUCAACGGCCAACCAUAUACCAAGAACUGGAUCACGCACAAGGACCUUUUCCUCAAUGGAGGCAACCUCGAGCUGACGCUCGGUUCCGCCCCAAGCGACUUUGAACACAUGGCCUUUUUCUCCUUUCUCUCGUGGUUUCGGCCAUGGUGGAAGUCGACCGAGACCGACUUUGAGACUGUGCUCGCCCGGCUCUCGACCGACAUUGCCGCGGUGCAGACUCGUCUCACGCGCGUCCACACGCGACAGCGCCGCGCGACAGUCACGCUGACCAUCUAUGCCUUUGUCGUCUGGGCCCUCUAUGCCGCCGCCAUGUGGUUCCUUGACCCGUGGGGACCGCGAAACGGGACAGGAGACGCCGGCGAAGACGACGAGGCGGCGCGCCAGGCGCGGUGGCUCUUUGGGUGGGGGCCCGUCCUCGCUGGACCCGUCGUUAUUCUCUCCACGCGCAGACUUGUCAGCUGGUGGUAUCGCCGGAUUGCCGAUGGCGAGGAAAAACACCUCCGGUCGCUGCAGAGGACCAGGCGGAAGAAGAUUGACGAGAUCAAGCUGGCGACGAGGUACGAUCACCUGAAGAUGCUGCUGGAGAAGUACGACGAUACGAACCCCAAGAAUGCAGCAGCAGCGGCGACGAACAUGGGUGCGGGUCAAGCAAAUGCAGCGGCCAGGGCAGCACAGGUGCAGAGACAAAAGCAACAGCAGCAGCUGUCGGCCGGCUCCGUGAGCGGUGGCGGGCCUGGGCCAAGGCCAGGGCCAGGGCGAGAGCCUCGACAAUUUCAGGGAAAGGUCGACGGGAGGCCGUUGGAGCGAGGAGCGCCGGUCGGCGCCACGUCACAGCAACAGCAGGUCCAGUUUCCAUCACAACAGCAAGCGUCAGGGCAGAAUCAAAGAACGGGUGCACCAGCGGCGCAGCAAGUUUCAGCGACUUCACCAUCGGGAGCACCAGGCCCUCCAACAUCGGCUCUGCAGCAAGGACCGUACCAAAAGACAUUUCUCGAUCGACUGGCCGACGUCAUGCUUGGCGCGGACCCUUCGACGACGGGUGGCGCCCCGAAUGCUGCUGAGCAGCGGUAUGCGCUCAUCUGUCACAUCUGCUUCAACCAUAAUGGCCUCUGCCACCGCGAUCAGUGGGACGAGGUGCAGUACAUCUGCCCUCGUUGCGGCACAUUCAACACCAACCGGCCUUCGACGGUGCCUGUCUCUUCGCCGUGGGGCAACUCACCGCCUACGAGCAGGAUCAGGACGCAGUCGAGCAUGUCCGGUCUCGGCCAGCCGCGCGAGAAGGCCCAAGACGGCCGACACGCCAAUCGAAACAGCCUGGGCGCCCUGCCGUCAGAGUCGCCACUCCUGUCGGCACCCAACGGCUCUCCUCUGAGACAAGGGUUUAACAGAGAAGAAACAGGAGAGAAUGAGGGCGAGAGGGACGAGACGGAGAACAUCGAGGGCGACUCGAUUCGCUUAGAAAACUCAUCAUCUUCCGAGGCAAAGGAACGAGACUCUUCGACGACUGCCCUGGCGGGCCGAAGAACAACAAGUGGCGACGACGAUGAUGUAUCUUCGAAGUUGAGGUCUCGGGGCACCAAGGCGAGAGAGGGCUCCUCGUCGCCGGUCAUGGACGUUGACUGA